This is a messenger RNA of Colossoma macropomum (tambaqui), 1734 nucleotides long. Its product is annotated as complement C1q-like protein 2. The transcript has 6 exons. Gene Ontology annotation, molecular function: protein binding. Lineage: Eukaryota; Metazoa; Chordata; Actinopteri; Characiformes; Serrasalmidae. The record is from RefSeq and is a predicted model, not a curated record. The coding region runs from base 78 to 872 and encodes 264 amino acids.
AACUUUGCUACGGCAAAUAAUAAGCACUGCACAGAGAGAGACACUCAGCCUGAAGGACCGUUUGAUUUUCGACAAAAAUGACUCGAGCUGUCGUUUCUCUGCUGCUCUUGUGGCUCUUGCAGGACAGUUUUGGGGACACUCAGCCACAGGAGACUGAAAGUUUGUCCAGCCUAUUUAUCCAACGAGACAUCUCUGCCGAACUGAAGAGUCUGAAAGACCUGGUUAAUCAGCAAGGAACCACAUUAGAGGAGCUGAAGACGGAAUUGGUGAAGAUGCAGCAGGAGAAUGCAGGUUUGAGGAGACAGAUGGAGAGUUUGACGAAAGAGAAUGAAGAACAAGCAGUUGAGCUCUCAGCCACGAAGAGGGAACUGGAACAACUGAAGAACGCGAGUGCAGCACAAGCGAGCGCGGUCUCGGCCAUGAAGACUGAUCUGCACACACUGAAGACCAAGAGUGCAGGGAAGGUGGCUUUCUCAGCUGCUUUAGGCCUGCCUGCAGGACUGAGAGGCCCAAUUGAUGCUGAGACUUCUCUGGUCUACAAAAAUGUCCUAACAAACAUUGGGAAUGCCUACAACCCAUCUACAGGGAUCUUUACAGCUCCAUUCAGAGGGGUCUACUAUAUUCGCUUCACAGCUGGUGUGUAUGACAACAACAAGAAAAAUAUAGGACUGAAUCUGUACAAAAACGGGCAGCAUCUGCUGCAUUUGGGUGAAAACAGCAUUGACGGCUAUGCUAAGCAUGUCUCGAGUGGAGUCACUCUGGUUUUGGCAGCGGAAGAUCAGGUGUACACCCGCCUGCCAGCAAACUACGUGGUCUGGGAUGAUUCGUACUUCCGCACUAGUUUUAGCGGCUUCCUCCUCUUCCCCAUGUGAAAGAUGGAAAGGCCAAGUGAUAAAAUUACUAGGAGGCUUGUCUUACUGUGGCUUUUACUGUUUUGAUUAACUACUGAAUCAGUUAUCAAUAUUCAGUGCUGAUUAACCAGCUGUGAAAUCAUUUAACCUGCUUUGUCAUUUUGGGUAAAGGGACUUUCACUUAUAUGAUAGAAAUGCCACAGAGAAUGUCUAAUGAGGAGAAUUGCUUCUCUGAAAUGUCCUUUGGGUUUAUCAGACACUAGAGGGCGCCCUUGAGUGAGUCCAAAUUUAAUAGAUUCCAUUUGUAUAAAUUAGUCGUUUGUAAAAGCUUAAUCAUCGUUAGACAGAAAAAAAUAAUUCUUUUUCUAAACAAAAAAAUUGCAGAAAAUAUUUUAAUGUUGUCAUUUGAACUCCAGUUUCUAAAAGUGCCUCCUGUACAUUCAUGAUGUAGGUGAGCGCAAACUGCUUCACUCAGUCAAUAAGGUGAUCAGCUCACCAACCAAUCAGCACGCAAUAGCAAUAAUGCCAACCAAUCAGCACUCACUAGCAACAAUGCUAACCAAUACGCACUCAGUUGCAGUAAUACUAACCAAUCAGCACUAAGUAGCACUAAUGCUAAUGUUCUACUGGCCAAAACCUGUUUGCUGCAAAAAAACAAAAAGUUACUGGUAAAUUUUCUUUGAUUUUUUUAAUGGAAUACAUUUAAGCUGUUUAGCUCUAUUCACCCCCAUUCAUUGAGGACUCACUUGCUGGUGCCCUCUAGUGUUUUGCUUUUAAAGUGGCUCUGAUACUACAUUACGAUUUUUACCUUUGCUUUGACUCUUGUGCAUCUUCUGAGUACUGAAAUUGCACAUACUCUGAAUAAAACUAUGCAUACCACAAA